Cucurbita pepo subsp. pepo (vegetable marrow) is the source of this 1994-nucleotide messenger RNA. The record is from RefSeq and is a predicted model, not a curated record. Lineage: Eukaryota; Viridiplantae; Streptophyta; Magnoliopsida; Cucurbitales; Cucurbitaceae.
CCAUUUCCUCAUGAAGAACGCUCGUGCCAUUACCCUAAAGCCAAACAAAUGGACGGAUGAGAUAUACAGUUCAUGUGAAGCAGCGAUGGUAGCAAUGAACAUGGCAAAAAGGAUAUUCAACAUGAAACUCUCGGCACCGAAUCUCUGUUCUUUCGCGAUCUAAGGAAGUAGCUGUGGUGAUAUGAAAAGCAUCAGUCAAAAUUGUAAAGUUUUCUGUGGAUUGUUCGAUGUUAGGGCAUUUGAAGGCGAUUUGUCGGAGAUCACGACGCUCUGCGAUGCGGAAAACUUGAGGGAGGUGCUUGUGCGCAAGAUCGGCCCACUCGCGGGGUGAUUAUGGCACCACAGCCUCAAAUUUCAUCGACAUUUCACAGCGGAGUGACCUCUUUUCCACCAAUGCCUAGAAAUCUGGCCGAUUGUUCCGGACGGAGAUUACAGCGGUCCUAGAAUCCGGCGAACAUUCGGAUCCCACUUCCACUCAAAGUACUAUGGCGGACAAGGAGAAUAUAUUUCGUCUCACUCGGGCUUCUAAGAAGAGGUUGGCCGAGGCUGCUACCCCCGACGACCGCUCCUCCAACAAGAGGCGGGUCGUUCUUGGAGAGCUUCCUAUUUUGCAGAAUGCUUCUUCUUCCCUCAAUCGGAAGUCCAGGUCUAGAGCUAGCAGGCAGAGACGGAGACUGAAAUCAAGGGAUAUUGCGGGGACAAGUGCUGCUGCUGCUGCUGCUGAAAUCAAUCCACUUCCGCAACGUGAUGUCACGUUAUCAGAUGAGGGCAAUUCGGAAGACCCCCAAAUGUGCAGGGGUUACGCCUCUGAUAUUUAUGACUAUCUUCGCGCAACGGAGACUGAUCCAAGAAGAAGGCCCCUACCAGAUUACAUCGGGACGGUGCAAAAAGAUAUUAGUGCCAAUAUGAGGGGAAUUCUGGUGGAUUGGUUGGUUGAAGUUGCAGAAGAAUACAAACUAGUUUCAGAUACACUAUACCUCUCUGUUUCAUAUGUUGACAGAUACUUAUCUCUAAAUGCAAUCAGCAGGCAAAAACUUCAGUUGGUGGGAGUUUCUGCCAUGCUCAUUGCCUCAAAGUAUGAAGAAAUUAGUCCUCCACAUGUUGAAGAAUUUGUUUAUAUCACCGACAAUACCUACAAUAGAGAAGAGGUGGUUGAGAUGGAGGCUGAUAUAUUAAAAUCACUGGAAUUUGAACUUGGAGAUCCCACAAUAAAGACAUUUUUAAGGAGAUUCACAAUGGUUGCUCAAGAGACUUAUGAGUUUAAUACAUUGCAAUUUGAAUUCUUGGGCUACUAUCUUGCUGAGUUAAGCCUACUAGACUACAACUGUGUCAAAUUUUUACCGUCCCUCGUUGCUGCAUCUGUUAUAUUUCUAGCACGAUUUAUGAUCCAACCUAAGAAGCAUCCUUGGAUCUCCAGGUUGGAGCAUUUUACUGGAUAUAAGCCAGCUGAUAUGAAAGACUGCAUUCUACUCGUACAUGAUUUAUACCUUAGUAGAAGAGGAGGCGCUUUGGCAGCUAUAAGGGAGAAAUACAAACAACACAAGUUCAAAUUUGUGUCUGUCAUGCCUUCACCUCCAGAGAUUCCUAUUCCAUAUUUUGAAGAUGUUAGAAUAUGAAUGUACAAGAUGACAAUAGUAGUUAGGAACUUACGAUAUGGAGUGAAUAGAAAUUUAUAUCAGAUAGGAAUCUGAAUUCCAGAGGCACGGUUCAGUUUUGAUGUGCACAGGCUCUAUAAGGCAUUAGCCGAUGGGCGAGUGUCCAAUUGGAAUGGAACAUUUUUUGUGCACUGGAAGGCAAGGCAAAGCAAAGCAAAGCAUGAAGGCAAAGCUGGCAUAUUUUCCCACAACAUUUUAUGCAUUUUCUUCCCUUGUAAAGAUGUUUCGAAAAACAGAUAACCCAAUGUGGCUCACUUGUUAGAUUUUAGGGUGUGUUCAGUAUUGUACAAAAUUCAGCAAUGCUCAUCAUGCAUUGGGCCAGAAGCCCAUUUGAAAGCA